Molecule: messenger RNA, 5100 nt
Organism: Petromyzon marinus (sea lamprey)
Lineage: Eukaryota; Metazoa; Chordata; Hyperoartia; Petromyzontiformes; Petromyzontidae
Source: RefSeq, a predicted model, not a curated record
GCAGCAGGCGUGAUCAGGGUCGAGGAUCAAACCCACGACCUGCUGCGUACCAGGCGAGGGAGUUAACAUCUCCCACGCCACCCUGCUGCCACGAGGUGGGGGUGUGACUGCUCCGUUUCGGGCUGAGCGGACCUUGAGGCGCGCAGCACCGCCAUGCCCGUGUGCCUGUGUGUUCUCAGCGGGCUGCCCGCUAGCGGCAAAAGCAGCCUGGCACGGGCACUGAGAGACCAGCUCCUGGGGCGGAGUCAGUCUGAUACUCGGUCUGGUACUCGGUCUGAUACUCGGUCUGAUACUCAGUCUGAUACUCGGACUGAUACUCGGUCUGAUACUCGGUCUGAUUCUCGGUCUGAUACUCGGUCUGAUACUCAGUUUGAUUCUCAGACUGAUACUCGGUCUGAUACUCGGUCUGAUACUCGGACUGAUACUCGGUCUGAUACUCGGUCUGAUACUCAGUUUGAUACUCGGUCUGAUACUCGGUCUGAUUCUCGGUCUGAUUCUCGGUCUGAUACUCGGUCUGAUACUCGGUCUGAUACUCGGUCUGAUUCUCGGUCUGGUAGUCGGUCUGAUACUCGGUCUGAUACUCGGUCUGAUACUCGGUCUGAUACUCGGUCUGAUUCUCAGACUGAUACUCGGUCUGAUACUCGGUCUGAUUCUCGGUCUGAUACUCAGUCUGAUUCUCAGACUGAUACUCGGUCUGAUACUCGGUCUGAUACUCGGUCUGAUACUCGGUCUGAUACUCGGACUGAUACUCGGUCUGAUUCUCAGUCUGAUUCUCGGUCUGAUACUCAGUUUGAUUCUCAGACUGAUACUCGGUCUGAUUCUCGGUCUGAUUCUCAGUCUGAUACUCAGUUUGAUUCUCAGUCUGAUACUCGGUCUGAUUCUCGGUCUGAUUCUCGGUCUGAUUCUCAGUCUGAUUCUCAGUCUGAUACUCGGUCGCAGUCCCGUACUGAGUACGAUUCCCCAACUCAGCUCCCAGGUCAGACGGAGACUCGGGCUCAGGCCCAGACUCGGUCUGACGCUCCCUCUCAGACCCGGUCCCUGAUUCAGCCUCCGCCUGGGACUCAAUCUGAGGCCCCAUCGCCGGCUCGGACCCCGUUCCUGUAUCGGCCCGAGGCUCGAUGUCGGUCCCCAGUGCAGUCGGAGACUCGGGCUGAGUCGCAGCCCCGGCGGGAGGCCGGGCCUCGCGCGCUGCGGGUGCUCCUCCUGGAGUACGAUGCCCUGAUGCCGCUCGGAAUCUUUGGGGCCGAGCGGACUCCGAGGGACCCCUCGGAGCCUCCGGAUCCCGGGGGGCCGGACCCUUGGGAGGCGUCAGCCGCCGGUCGCCGGGACGUUGAGCCGAGGGGCCGGGAGAUUGGGAAGGGAGGCCGGGAGAUUGUCAGUAGGAGGGGUGACGUUGAGAAGGGAGGCCGGGAGAUUGACAGCAGGAAGGAGGACGUUGAGGCUAGAAGCCAGGAGAUUGUCAGUAGGAGGGGUGACGUUGAGAAGAGAGGCCAGGAGAUUGAGAAGGGAGGCCGGGAGAUUGUCAGUAGGAAGGGGGACGUUGAGGCUAGAAGCCAGGCGAUUGAGAAUGGAGGCCGGGAGAUUGUCAGUAGGAAGGAGGACGUUGAGGCUAGAAGCCAGGAGAUUGAGAAUGGAGGCCGGGAGAUUGUCAGUAGGAAGGGGGACGUUGAGGCUAGAAGCCAGGAGAUUGAGAAUGGAGGCCGGGAGAUUGUCAGUAGGAAGGGGGAGGUUGAGGUCAGAAGCCAGGAGAUUGACAGUAGGAAGGGGGACGUUGAAUGGAGAAGCCAGGAGAUUGAGAAGAGAAACCAGGAGAUUGUCAGUAGGAAGGGGGACGUUGAGGCUAGAAGCCAGGAGAUUGACAGCAGGAAGGGCGACGUUGAGGCUAGAAGCCAGGAGAUUGAGAAGGGAGGCCGGGAGAUUGUCAGUAGGAAGGGGGACGUUGAGAAGGGAGGCCAGGAGAUUGAGAAGAGAAGCCAGGAGAUUGACAGCAGGAAGGGGGACGUUGAGGCUAGAAGCCAGGAGAUUGACAUUAGGAAGGGCGACGUUGAAUGGAGAAGCCAGGAGAUUGAGAAGAGAAGCCGGGAGAUUGUCAGUAGGAGGGGGGACGUUGAGAAGGGAGGCCAGGAGAUUGAGAAGAGAAGCCAGGAGAUUGACAGCAGGAAGGGCGACGUUGAGGCUAGAAGCCAGGAGAUUGAGAAGGGAGGCCGGGAGAUUGUCAGUAGGAAGGGGGACGUUGAGGUCAGAAGCCAGGAGAUUGAGAAUGGAGGCCAGGAGAUUGACAGUAGGAAGGGUGACGUUGAGAACAGGAGCCAGGAGAUUGUCAGUAGGAAGGGCGACGUUGAGAACAGGAGCCAGGAGAUUGAGAAUGGAGGCCAGGAGACUGACAACAGAGCUCAGUACCCCGGCAAUAUCACGGAGGAGGUCAAGGACGGCCGCGCGGACACCGUGAGCGGACACGGGGAGAUGGACGGGGGCGUUGAGCGGAGGCCCCAGGACGUGGUGAACGUCCCAGGUGGCUUCCAGAGUGACCGCGGGGACGCCGAAGGGACGGGAGUCCGGGACUUCGACCGGAGCGGCGGCGACGUGAGGGGCUCGGAGGACGGAGAGCGGCGCUGGAAGACUCUCAGGCGGACGGUGCUGGCGUGCCUGCGGCUGUGGCUGGCGCGGCCCCACAGCCUGUCCAUGCCCCCUAAGUGGCGUGGUGGUGACGAGGAGUUGGUGUGGGAGGCGUUCCUUCACCAGCUGCAAGCACAGGGGUUCGGAAUACCUGGCACGGAGUCUGGGAUUCCGGAGUUUGAAACCCCAGGAACGGAGUGUGCAACACCGCGAGUGGUGUCUGAAACACGAGGAAUGGACUGCGCUCAGACUCCCGGAAUGGAUUCCACUCAGACUCCCGGAAUGGAUUCCCAGACUCCCGGAAUGGACUCCACCCAGACUCCCGGAAUGGAUUCCCAGACUCCUGGAAUGGACUCCAAUCAGACUCCCGGAAUGGACUCCACCCAGACUCCCGGAAUGGACUCCUCACAGACUCCCGGAAUGGACUCCACUCAGACUCCCGGAAUGGACUCCUCACAGACUCCCGGAAUGGACUCGUCCCAGACUCCCGGAAUGGACUCCACUCAGACUCCCGGAAUGGACUCCUCACAGACUCCCGGAAUGGAUUCCCAGACUCCCGGAAUUGACUCCACUCAGACUCCCAGAAUGGACUCGUCCCAGACUCCCGGAAUGGACUCCACUCAGACUCCCGGAAUGGACUCCACUCAGACUCCCGGAAUGGACUCCUCACAGACUCCCGGAAUGGAUUCCCAGACUCCCGGAAUGGACUCCACUCAGACUCCCGGAAUGGACUCGUCCCAGACUCCCGGAAUGGACUCCACUCAGACUCCCGGAAUGGACUCCACUCAGACCCCCGGAAUGGACUCCUCACAGACUCCCGGAAUGGACUCCUCCCAGACACCCGGAAUGGACUCCACCCAGACUCCUGGAAUGGACUCCCCCCAGACCCCCGGAAUGGACUCCUCACAGACACCCGGAGUAGACUGCACUCAGACUCCCGGAAUGGAUUCCCAGACUCCCGGAAUGGACUCCACCCAGACUCCCGGAAUGGAUUCCCAGACUCCCGGAAUGGACUCCUCACAGACACCCGGAGUGGACUGCACUCAGACUCCCGGAAUGGAUUCCCAGACUCCCGGAAUGGACUCCACCCAGACCCCCAAAACGGACUCCCCCCAGACCCCCGGAAUGGACUCCCCCCAGACUCCCGGAAUGGAUUCCCAGACUCCCGGAAUGGAUUCCCAGACUCCCGGAAUGGACUCCUCACAGACUCCUGGAAUGGACUCCACUCAGACUCCCGGAAUGGACUCCACCCAGACACCCGGAGUGGACUCCACUCAGACUCCCGGAAUGGACUCCUCACAGACCCCCGGAAUGGACUCCCCCCAGACACCCGGCACGGACUCUGUGACGUCGGCGAAUGGGAGCAGAGCGGCCGAGGUGGAGUCUGAGGCGCUCGGACCGGAGUCUCGCCCGUUGGCAACGCUUGGAGACGAGACCGGAGCGGAUUCGCCCCACGCCGGAUCGGAGCCGUGCCCUGGGGGUUCAGGAGCGUCCCCGGUGGGGGUGAAACCACCCGGAGCGGCGGGGAAAUCCGUUCCGGGUUUCCCUGUGGCGGGGGCAGCAGCCGGAGGCGAGGGCGGCGGUGGCUGCUGCCACGCGGCCCCCGACAUUGUGAUCCUGCUCGAUGACAACUUCUACUACCGGAGCAUGCGCUAUGAGGUCCUGCAGCUGGCGAGGGCUGCGUCUGCCGGCUUCUGCCAUGUCCACGUUCCGUGCCCCCCGCCGCUGUGCCUGGAGAGGAACGGUCGGCGUCCCAACCCGGUGCCCAGCGGCGUCAUCGCGGCCAUGGCCUCCCGCAUGGAGCCCCCCACCGCCACCGCCUCGCCACCCCCCCUCACCGGCGGGGGGGGAGGGGGGGAGAAGCGGGGGGCGACCCCCCACGGCUGGGAGGGACGGAGCCACGUGGUGCGGUCGCCGGGCAAGCGAGGGGAGGGGGAGAUAGAUGCCAUUUGUCAGAUGAUCGAAGACGCUCUGAAUCACCCCGAACAACCAGCUCAGGAGCCAGACCCAGAGGCAAAGGCCCAGGCACGUGCUGUCUGCUGGCUGAGUGUCUCUCACCGCGUGGACUCGGUGCUCCGUCGCUCCGUCUCCCGUGCCAUGAGGCAGCUCCCAGCGUCUCUGUCUCGGGCUCAGCGCCGCUCUCUCGCUGAGCGGCUCAACUCACUCAGAACCACGAUCCUCAGAAGAGGAAGAGGAGGAGGAAGAGUUGGUGGUAGUGAUGGUGGUGAUGGUGGUGAUGGUGAUGGUGGUGAUGGUGGUGAGACCUGGGAGUCGGCCGAGGCAGCGGCAGAGGCUGCUGAGCGAGAGUUUGACUCCAGGCUCAGGAGCCUCCUGAAGCAACUCUGAUGAGUUCCCCUUUCAGGAGUUCAAGACGAUUCUGUGUGGCCCGGAGAUAACUCGCGAGGCCAGGAGUACGUGAGUGAGUGGGUGAGUGAGUGAGUGGGUGAUUGAGUGAGUGGGUGAGUGAGUGGGUGGGUAGGUGAG